Messenger RNA from Penicillium pulvis, 2835 nucleotides. Its product is annotated as DEAD/DEAH box helicase. Gene Ontology annotation, cellular component: nucleus. Bases 1 to 2835 code for a protein of 944 amino acids. Gene Ontology annotation, molecular function: ATP binding; ATP-dependent chromatin remodeler activity; DNA translocase activity. NCBI's taxonomy places the organism in Eukaryota, Fungi, Ascomycota, Eurotiomycetes, Eurotiales, Aspergillaceae. The transcript is spliced from 2 exons. Gene Ontology annotation, biological process: reciprocal meiotic recombination; double-strand break repair via homologous recombination. The record is from RefSeq and is a predicted model, not a curated record.
AUGGUGUUCAAGCCCUUUAAACCUCCUUUGAUUAGGAAGCCUGAGACAACACAGCCGGCACAAGAACAGGAAACAUCCUCUAAGGCACCUGUGCACCAGGAAGAUGCAGCACCUGGGCCCGAGACGCGGCCAACACCAUCCGGAGUCCGAAAGCCUCUCCAUCAAGUCAGAAAUGUGGGGAAGGAAUCUGGGGAGAAGGUGACGCCUGCACCCGAAGCCAUCAAACUGGUAGGCGAUGAGAAGUUUUUCAACGCCCUUUGGAGAAAACCAAGCGCCAAGAAGAACAAGACAUGGGAUGGCGACGGUAUCCUCACGGCUCGCGCCGGCUAUGUCACCUUGCGAGAUGUGGGAGGCAAAGAUAUGGGACGUGCAAUGUUUGAGGCAGAGCUGGAGCCUGGCAAGAUGCUCUACGUGGGUGGGAAAGAAGUCGAGGUUGACUCUGAAAUACCUCGCAGAGAAUAUCUGGCCGGAAAGAACAUCGUGCAAGCCACAACAUCGACACCGCAAACACUGAAAAAAUCCAGAAAGACUCCUGUGUCCGCCCUGAAGAGCAGCGGUGACCAAAUCUCAAAGACCCUAGGCCGGACCGGAUCUUUGAAACGAGAUGCAUCGGCAUUGGAUGGGGAUGGAAAGGGCCACUCGGGCUUCAGUGCCUAUAAGAAGCCAUAUCUCGACGAUUCAAUCCUGCCAACCCAUCCUGUCAAAGUGGUUCCUCGCCAUGAUCCGACCGCGCCGGGAGCUUUGGUUAUGCCACGACCCACCUCUGUUCCUGAUGGGAAGCAGAUUGUAGAUGUGGUUGUUGAUCCACUAUUGACAAAGAGUUUGCGGCAGCAUCAGCGAGAAGGUGUUCAGUUCUUGUACGAAUGUGUCAUGGGGAUGCGAUCUUUCAAUGGCGAGGGGGCAAUUCUAGCAGACGACAUGGGCAUGGGAAAAACAUUGCAGACCAUUGCUUUGCUGUGGACCCUCCUGAAACAGAACCCGAUAUAUGGCGCUCCUCCAGUAAUCAAGAAAGCUUUGAUUGUCUGCCCUGUGACUCUUAUCAAUAAUUGGCGAAAGGAGUUCCGCAAGUGGCUCGGUAACGAACGCAUUGGAGUCUUUGUCUUUGAUGACAAGCGGAAACGUCUGACCGACUUCACCAAGGGAAAAUCUUACAGCAUUAUGAUUGUGGGCUAUGAGAAGUUGAGGACGGCUCAAGAGGGUCUGGCCAAGGGCGCUGGUGUCGACAUCAUCAUUGCAGACGAAGGUCAUCGACUCAAAACCCUUUCCAACAAGAGUGGCCAGGCCAUUCAAUCUUUAAAUGCAGCAAAGCGAGUCAUUCUUUCUGGUACCCCGAUCCAGAAUGAUUUGAGCGAAUUCUUUGCUGCAGUCGAUCUUGUGAACCCCGGUAUUCUAGGCACAUUCAAAGCCUUUAUUCGAGAAUUCGAAACUCCAAUUGUCCGCAGUAGGCAGCCCGAGGCUACCAAGAAAGAAAUCGAAAAGGGUGAAUCCCGAAGCGAAGAGCUUCGAGAACUUACAUCCAAGUUUAUCCUUCGCAGAACAGCAGACAUAUUGGCCAAAUACCUGCCUCCCAAGACAGAAUACGUACUUUUCUGCAACCCAACUCGCUCACAGGCCACUAUCUAUCAAGCCGUUCUUGCAUCUCCUCUCUUUCAGUCUGCCAUGGGCAAUUCCGAAAGUGCUCUCCAGCUGAUCACUAUCUUGAAGAAACUUUGCAACAGCCCGUCGCUACUUACAGCCAAGAACAACACUUCCCCAAGUGAAACUAUUACCUCCCUUCUCGCCUCUCUACCACAAAACCUCAUGCGCCACUUCUCUCCCUCAGCAAGCGCCAAAGUUCGAGUCCUCGAUCAAAUGCUGGAUAGCAUGCGAUCAAACACAUCCGAAAAGAUUGUCCUCGUCUCGAACUACACCUCAACCCUCAACCUCCUCGCUAACCUUCUAACCUCCCUCGGCCUCCCCUUCCUCCGUCUAGACGGAAGCACUCCCGCCCAAAAACGCCAGCCCCUAGUCGACGACUUCAACCGCCUCCCUGCCGACAAAUGCUUUGCGUUCCUGCUGUCCGCCAAAGCUGGCGGCAUGGGCCUCAACCUCAUAGGCGCCAGCCGUCUCGUCCUUUUCGACGUCGACUGGAACCCCGCAACAGAUAUUCAAGCCAUGGCUCGCAUCCACCGCGACGGACAAAAGCACCACUGUCGGAUCUAUCGCGUCAUUUUGAAGGGUAGUCUCGAGGAGAAGAUCUGGCAGCGACAGGUCACCAAACUUGGUCUUGCGGACAGUGUCAUGGAGCAUAAAAACAGCGUCGCACAAUUCUCUACUGCUGAGCUGCGUGACUUGUUCCGUCUGGACGAAGAAAGUCGCUGCCAGACUCAUGAUUUACUCGGCUGUGACUGCGGUGGCAAGGGUAUUGUUGCAUCGUCAUCUUAUGAGGUUACCACGCCUAAUCUGAAGACCGAUGAGGACGGAGUUAGUGACUCUGAGCUCACGGAGCUAAGUGAUGAAGAGCCUGAAUUCCCGAAAUUGGUCAAAGCAUCUGAGGUCGAUAUGGAGGAACAGGAACGCUCAAUCCGUGAUUCGUCGCGAAGAGGCAGGAAGCAGAAGGAUUCUAUGCAUCAGUCGCUGGCGCAGUACGCACAUAUUGACCCUUCACUUCUUGCUAGUGCCGAGGGUGAAGAGGAUGUGGCUGCUAUUAUUGACGAUGAUGUCCUUCAUUCUUUGUUGAAGGAUGAGUGUAAUCGCAUUGGUUAUAUCUUCAAGAAGGUAAAUGUUGCUGAGGUGGAGAGCCAAGACACUGUGGCUGCAGAUGGGGAUGGGGAUAUUGUUGUUGAUAAUGAGUGA